Messenger RNA from Erigeron canadensis, 1994 nucleotides. RefSeq names its product pentatricopeptide repeat-containing protein At3g29230. Lineage: Eukaryota; Viridiplantae; Streptophyta; Magnoliopsida; Asterales; Asteraceae. The coding region runs from base 67 to 1632 and encodes 521 amino acids. The transcript has 2 exons. The record is from RefSeq and is a predicted model, not a curated record. Gene Ontology annotation, molecular function: protein binding; RNA binding. Gene Ontology annotation, biological process: RNA modification.
CCAAAACUCGUGUUAGCAUGUUCUAAAAUCAACAACAUUGUUUAUGCACGUCAAGUGUUUGACAAAAUGCCCGACCCAAAUUCCGCUCCUUGGAACGCCAUGUUUAAAGGGUAUAUCGAUAACCAUAUGUGCAUUGAUGUUUUGACUUUGUUUGGGUAUAUGGUGCGUAUGAAUGUGAAGCCUACUUACUUUACUAUACCUAUGGUUUUGAAAUCUUGUGUGAAGUUAUCGGCUUUGAAAGACGGGGAGAAAGUACAUUGCUUUGUCGUUAAAGUUGGGUUUUUAUCGAACCCUUUUGUCGGGACGACAUUGAUUGAUAUGUAUUGUAGUGGGGGUAAUGUUGGUUAUGGGUAUAAGGUUUUUGGUGAAAUCGGUUUGAAGAAUGUGGUUACUUGGACGUCGAUGAUUCGUGGGUAUAUUUUGUUUGGGGAUGUAAGUUGUGCGCGAAAGAUGUUUGAUUUAGCACCUGAGCGUGAUCUUGUGAUGUGGAAUACGAUGGUUACUGGAUAUAUAGAAUGUGGUGAUAUGGAUGGAGCUAGGAAGUUGUUUGAUGUGAUGCCUAAUAAGGAUUUGAUGUCAUGGAAUACUUUAUUGAACGGGUAUGCGAAUAAUAAGGAUAUGGAAGGAUGCGAGAAGUUGUUUAAGGAAAUGUCCGUGAGAAAUUUCUUUUCUUGGAAUGCAUUGAUUAAUGGGUAUGCUCAUAAUAAUCGGUUUAUUGAAGUUAUUGGUACGUUUAAAAUGAUGCUAAAUGAUCCUGAUGUGCAGCCUAACGAUGCAACUUUUGCGAGUGUAUUGUCUGCUUGCUCGAAGCUAGGAAUGCUUGAAUUGGGUAAGUGGGUCCAUGCAUAUGCUGUAAACAUUGGGUAUAAACAAAAUACUUAUGUUCAGAAUGGUUUAAUUGACAUGUAUGCAAAAUGUGGUGCGAUUACAAAGGCAAUGGAUGUCUUUACGGAAAUGAAUGAAAAAGAUUUGAUUUCUUGGAACACAAUUAUAAACGCGUUAGCAAUGCAUGGUAAUGGGUCAGAUGCAUUGAGACUUUUUCAUGAAAUGAAGAGCGCCAAACAGAAACCAGACGCCAUCACAUUUAUAGGUGUCAUUUGUGCUUGUUCUCAUAUGGGAUUAGUGAAAGAUGGAUUGAAGUAUUUUAACUCCAUGGUAGAUGGAUACUUAAUUACGCCUAAGAUCGAGCAUUAUGGUUGUAUAGUUGAUUUAUUAUCUCGAGCUGGUUUAGUAGAAGAAGCGGUCGAGUUUGUUGAGAAAAUGCCCAUGAAACCAGAUAAUGUCAUUUGGACUAACUUAUUAGGGGCAUCAAGAAUAUACAAAAAAGUCAAGAUAGCUGAAUUGUGUCUUCAAAGACUGAUUGAACUUGAACCAGAGAACCCGUCUAAUUAUGUCAUGUUGUCAAAUAUAUACGGUGAUGCUAAAAGACCGGAUGAUUUUGCUCGUUCAAAAGUUGCAAUGAGGAAUACUGGGGCUAAAAAGUUGCCGGGAUGCAGCUCCAUUGAGGUGGAUGAUGCUGUGGUUGAGUUCUAUGCUUUUGAUGAGAGGCAUUCAAAGACAGAAGCUAUUUAUUCUGCAUUAAGAAGCCUACUGAAAGUGUCAAAAGAUUUUGGCUGUUUUGCAGUGAUGUGAGGCUCAAGGUUGCUUACUAAUGUGGCUUUUCUGUAUGUUGACACAGCAAUCGUCAAUCUCUACAUCCUGUACGUUUGGUUUCUACAUCCUGUCCAUUUGGUUUCUUUUGGAUUGUUAAUUAGCUUCUUUUUUUUUUUUUACUGUUUACUGUCGAGUCUUGUUAAUCAAAUUUAUCAUCAUCUCCCAGCGCUAUUCUCUAUCUUGUUAUUUAUAUUCACCAUCUCAUAAUCUUUAUCAAUAUUUAAUACGGUUUACCCCUGUGUAGAAGUUUUUGAUAGGUCUAGAGUAUCUGAAACAUGCAAUUGUCUGCUCACUAAUCUAUAUAUUUAUCAAUGGUGGUCUUUCCUUCAACUAUUUUCAGU